Molecule: messenger RNA, 2821 nt
Organism: Vigna angularis (adzuki bean)
Lineage: Eukaryota; Viridiplantae; Streptophyta; Magnoliopsida; Fabales; Fabaceae
Product: probable receptor-like protein kinase At5g24010
Exons: 1
Coding region: 119-2623 (834 amino acids)
Biological process (GO): protein autophosphorylation
Cellular component (GO): plasma membrane; plasmodesma
Molecular function (GO): transmembrane receptor protein tyrosine kinase activity; ATP binding
Source: RefSeq, a predicted model, not a curated record
AAAUUGAUGUGAAUUUAUUGUCUCUUUACUUUCUAUAUAAGCAUUUGCUGCAAAUCUUUCACAGUUUCUACUUCCAUGUGAGCUCCAAAUUCCUUGAGGACCGUAUCCUCCUUUUUCCAUGGAGACUCAAAAGCUAAUUAUACAUCUCAUUCUUCUUCUCCUUUGCAUUCCUUGUUCAUCCUCUUUCACUCCCAUAGAUAACUACCUUCUUAGCUGUGGAUCACAGAACAAUGCUUCUCUCUUCAAUCGCAUCUUCAUUGGUGAUUCCACCAACCAAGUCUCAAGUUUUCUCUCUGCUGACAAAUCCAUUUCCCUCACCAACCAAAACCCUCCUCCGGAUUUGCCCAUUUUGUAUCACACGGCAAGAGUUUUCCCCAGCACAGGAAGCUUCAGGUUCAACGUGAGAAAGCAUGGCACCCAAUUGGUUCGUUUUCAUUUCUCACCUUUUAAGGCUCAAGGGUUUGAUCUAAAAGCUGCUAACUUCAGUGUCUUGGUUGAUGGUAAUUUGGUGCUUAGAAAUUUCAAGCCAAGUAAUGGUGUGUUGCUUAAGGAGUUUAUUCUGAAGAUAGAGUCAAAUUUACUUGAAAUUGUGUUUAGACCUGAAGGUAACUCAGGUUUUGGCUUUGUAAAUGCUAUGGAGGUGUUCACUGCUCCUGUUGAUUUUGUUAUAGAUUAUGGAGCAAGGUUAGUGGGUCCUUUUGGUGUGGUAGAGUACAAGAACCUUUCAUCUCAGGUUUUGGAAACUGUCCAUAGGAUUAAUGUUGGGGGUGCGAAAGUAACUCCUUUUAAUGACACCCUUUGGAGGACAUGGAUUCCUGACGAGGAAUUUCUGGUUUUUAAGGAUGCUGCUAAGCCUGCGGUGAGUAAUCAAACACCAAAUUUCCAGAAAGGAGGCGCCACUAGGGAGAUCGCGCCAGAUAGUGUUUACAUGACUGCACAGGAAAUGGAUAAGGAUCACGCCAUUAUAGGUUCACAGUUCAACAUAACCUGGGAUUUUCCAGUGGCUCCAGGUGGUGUUCGGCACUUGAUUCGGUUGCAUUUCUGUGAUAUUGUUAGUCCUGUUCUUAAUUUGCUCUAUUUUGACGUGUAUAUCAACGGAUAUUCUGCAUACAAAGAUUUGGAUUUGUCAUCCCUUGCAGUCCAUGUGCUUGCAUCUCCGGUCUAUGUGGAUUUUGUUGCAGAUUCUAAUGAUUCAGGUGUUAUUCGAAUAAGUGUUGGCCCUUCUGAACUGAGCGGUUCUAGGGGGAUGAAUGCCAUUCUGAAUGGGGCAGAGAUAAUGCAGCUGGUGAAUGUUGUGGACUCACGUGUUGUUCCUGGGAAGAAGAGGUUAUGGAUAUUGGUGGGUUCAAUUGCAGGUGGUGUUGUUGUUUUGCUUUUAGUUAUGUCUGCUUUUGUGCUUGCUCUCAAAUGCAGGAAGAAGAAGAAGAAGAAGAAACCAAAACAAAGAACACUGGAAAGUGUAGGAUGGACUCCUUUACGUGUGUUUGGGGGGAGUUCACUUAGUAGAAUGUCUGAAGGAACAGCUUUUCCCUCUCCUGGUUCUUAUGGUUAUUUCGGAUUGAGAAUCCCUUUUGCUGAUAUACAAUUAGCCACAAAUAACUUCGAUAGGAGUCUAAUUAUAGGAUCUGGUGGGUUUGGUAUGGUUUACAAAGGAGUGCUCAAAGACAAUGUGAAGGCUGCUGUCAAGAGAGGCAUGCCUGGAUCAAGACAAGGACUUCCUGAAUUCCAGACUGAAAUAACAAUCUUAUCCAAAAUUCGCCAUCGCCAUCUUGUUUCACUGGUUGGAUACUGUGAAGAAAAUUCAGAGAUGAUACUAGUCUAUGAGUAUGUUGAAAAGGGUCCACUCAAAAAGCAUCUAUAUGGUUCAGCAGUACAUGCACCUUUGUCUUGGAAGCAGCGGCUUGAGAUAUGCAUUGGUGCAGCUAGGGGUCUCCACUAUCUACACACAGGUUUCGCGCAAGGAAUCAUACACCGUGAUAUCAAAUCAACCAAUAUUUUGCUGGAUGAGAACUAUGUUGCCAAGGUUGCUGAUUUUGGUCUCUCAAGAUCAGGACCUUGUCUCAACGAAACCCAUGUUAGUACUGGUGUGAAAGGAAGUUUUGGUUAUCUUGAUCCAGAGUAUUUCCGACGGCAGCAGCUUACGGAUAAGUCAGAUGUUUACUCAUUUGGGGUUGUGCUUUUUGAGGUUCUUUGUGCCAGAUCUGCUGUUGAUCCACAACUUGAUAGGGAACAGGUGAACUUAGCCGAAUGGGCACUUGAAUGGCAGAAAAAAGGCAUGCUGGAACAUAUUAUUGAUCCUCAUCUUGUUGGGAAGAUAAAGCAAAGCUCGUUGAAGAAAUUUGGUGAAACAGCAGAGAAAUGUUUGGCUGAAUAUGGUGUUGAUAGGCCAACUAUGGGUACUGUAUUGUGGAAUUUGGAAUAUGCACUUCAGCUCAAUGAAAGUGACCAAGAAGAGGAGCCAUACGAUGAUAGCAGUGCUCAGGAAACAGUGAAUGUGAAUACUACGAUAACUCCUGGGAGUCCUUCUAGCAACAUGAGAAGAGAGGAAAAUAAUGAUAAUGGUUAUUCAGACAUAAGUGCUACUGAAGUUUUUUCUCAACUAAUGAAGAGUGAAGGUAGAUAGAUAUAGAAUUGUCAUGCAAAUAGAGGCAACUCUUGAUCAUGUAUAGAAAGGUUCACAUGGAAAUAAAGGUACCGAGGAGUACCUGUGCUUUGAUAAUUCUUUUCUUCAUAAUUUUUCUUGUGUUAAAGAAAACUGCAUCAAUACCAAUAUUAACAUUCGCAUAUGGCAGCCAGUGAUAAGCAAGACUCAUUUCUAGUU